Molecule: messenger RNA, 705 nt
Organism: Aureococcus anophagefferens
Lineage: Eukaryota; Pelagophyceae; Pelagomonadales; Pelagomonadaceae
Exons: 1
Molecular function (GO): oxidoreductase activity
Source: RefSeq, a predicted model, not a curated record
GUGGCUGUGGUCGUCGCCAGCCUCAUCUACCUCAAGUCGUCGCCGCCGCCGCCCAAGGCGGAGACCACGGCGACGCCGGCGAGCGUCGGCGCCCUGAUGCGCGCGCGGCGGUCCAUCUUCCCGAAGGACUUCGCGAGCGACCCGCAGAUCCCGCGGGAGGCCGUCGAGCGCGCGCUCGCGUGCGCGAAUUGGGCGCCGACGCACGGCAAGACGGAGCCGUGGCGCUUCGUCGUCUUCGAGGGCCCGUCGGGCGUCGACAAGUUCCUGGCCAUGAAGCACGCGGCCAUCGCCGCGCAGCCGGGCCUGCCCGAGGACGCGCGCAAGGCCGCGCUGACCAAGGCCGAGAAGAAGGCGAAGGACCUGCGCAAGUGCGCCUACAUCAUCGCCAUCUGCGUGAAGCGGCUCCGCAACGCGUCGGACAAGCUGAUGCCCAUGUGGGAGGAGGUCGCGGCGACGUCCAUGGCCGUGCAGAAUCUCCACCUCGCGCUCUGGACGGAGAAGGCCUACGGCUACUGGUCGAGCGGCGGCUACAAGGGCUGGCUCGACGUGCCGGACGUGCGGUCCAUGCUCGGCAUGGACGGCGACGUCGACGGCGAGCGCGACGACGUCCUGGGCUUCUUCUUCGUCGGCGCGGCGACGGAGGAGAAGGUCCGGGGCUACCGCGCGAAGCGCGGCGACGUCGCCGCGAAGACGACGUGGUACUAG